AGUUCGGGGCUCCAUCCUCCCCCGCCAUUCUGGUAAUGGCCGCUCCCUGGAAGUAGGCACUGGCGUGUGGAACCUCUUAAGUUUGAGCAUCCGGAGCUCCAGGAAAGGGGUAUCUCAAGUGUCAGAAAUUAUCUUUGCACCCUUCCUUUGAAACCUCCAGCUCUCAAGAAUCAGAAAGCAGCGGACGGCUCCAGAGCCCAUCAUGACCUCAGUUUCCACCCAGUGGGGCAUAGUCCUCCUCUCCCUGCUCUCGGUGCUGCCGGUGGUGGAAGCAGUGGAAGCCGGCGAUGCCAUUGCCCUCUUGCUGGGUGUGGUGCUCAGCAUCACAGGCAUCUGCGCUUGCCUGGGCGUCUAUGCACGCAAGAGAAAUGGACAGAUAUGACUUUGGAGGCCUCCUGGACCAAACCUUGCUCCCAAACCCUUUGUGCCCUUAAAGUGAAAAGUGAGCCGUGGUGUCUAAAGGUUUCCAAGAAAUCAGUCCAUAGGGUAGUUUGACAAUCGUAUUUGUUUCCUUAGAAAUGAGAACACACUGUUAUCGGUUGAAUGGGCAGGGAAUUAUUUUUUUUCCCCCCACAUCAGAUGCUGCACUAGUAAAAUGCAACCUGGAAUUGGUAUUUGCUAGGUAGAAGGUGAGUUGAAAAUGUAACAUCACUGAAAUUUAUAUAGGUAAUGUGUCAUAGUUUCAAGAUUUUUCAAAGCAAAUACUCUAGGAAGAAGGAAAUUUGCCCAGAUUCCUAGAAAAUAACCACCGUGUCUGUUAGAAUCUCUGCCUCCUGAAUUCUUGGAGUCUUUUCUCCAUGAUUUUAUUAAGUGUUUCCUUUUUUAUUUUCCAUGUUAAUACUGUGUUUAGAUAUCAAAUACACUCGGUGAAAAAUUUAAAGUUACUUAAAUAUAUGGAGGGAGGGGGUAAGGUUAGAAAAAUGUAUUCAGUGUACCAGCCAGUGAAGGAGAAAAACGAUCUGUUUAUAUUAAUAGUGAAAUGAAGACAUUUAAUGUUAGGAGAAAAUAGAUUUUUUAUUAACAACAUCUCAUGGUGAAACAUACUGUAUUAAAUAUAGGCCCAUUGUCUUGUAUAUUAAUGUGCAUUGUCCGUUUCUGUUCAUUUCAAGCUGUUUUUCAUCUUUGUGUGGACUUUUGUAUUACCUAAAUGAAAACAGGCAAUAUACCUUACUUACACUGA
This is a messenger RNA of Sorex araneus (European shrew), 1180 nucleotides long. It is a transcript of the gene SMIM30, whose product is annotated as small integral membrane protein 30. Bases 203 to 382 code for a protein of 59 amino acids. NCBI's taxonomy places the organism in Eukaryota, Metazoa, Chordata, Mammalia, Eulipotyphla, Soricidae. The transcript has 3 exons. The record is from RefSeq and is a predicted model, not a curated record.